Messenger RNA from Rhizophagus irregularis DAOM 181602=DAOM 197198, 501 nucleotides. NCBI's taxonomy places the organism in Eukaryota, Fungi, Glomeromycota, Glomeromycetes, Glomerales, Glomeraceae. The record is from RefSeq and is a predicted model, not a curated record.
AUGAUCAACUAUGCUAAAACUACAGAGAAACCUAUUAUAGAAGUUUUGGCAUGUUUUGGCAGUUUCGCAAUUUUGACAGAUCCUCAGUACAAAGAUCUUGAUUUUUUAACAGAUGAUGAAUUAAAAACAAAAACUGAAAUUGAACUACGGCAUAUAUAUGAAGAUUUAAAAUUUAAAAUAAAUCAAGAUGAAGAAUUGCCUGAUGAAGCCCCAUCAACCAGAAAUCAAUUAGCGGAAGAUUCAAUUUUUAAUACACUUCAUAAAAGUCAAAAAUGUAAAAAAAAAGCAAAUGAAGUUGAUAAUUAUCUUGAUGAAAAUAAAACAGAAAAAGCAGUUCCUAAUACUAAUCCCUUUGAUGAACGCUUAUUUUCAGAUGCUGGAAAUAGCAUGACAAAUAAACAAAUAUGCCUUAGUCCAAAAGUUUUUCAAGAAAUUCUUUUCAUUAAAAGAAAUUCAAAAUAUAUUGAUAUGUUUACACUUGCUGCUAAUAAGAAAAAGUAA